AUGGCUCAAGGAGCAAAUCCACCAACUCCACCAACUCCACAAGCUGGACCCACACCACCAUCUGGGGCGACAGCACCAACAAGUGGCGUGCUCUUCAGCCCAACAACUCCAACUCUUGGGAACAAGGUCCGCACCAGCUCCAGCACCGAAACCGCUUGGACUGGAGGGAAACCCAAUCCGACCCGUACUGGCCUUGAUCCUUCAGCUUCCACUACCAUGGAACAUCCGGGACAGUUGCGUCCCACAGGCUAUGAAGCAAUGAAAAGCGCCACCUACCGCAGAACGUCUGACCUCGUUUCGAUCACCAAGAAGACGAAGAUGACUAGAUUCAAGAAGGAACUUUGGCAAACUGCAGUCUCCCGAGGACUGGACUCCGUCAUGUACCUUCCUCGCAGCGGCGACCAGAUCUCCGUUGUGACAAGCUCCGAUAUGUUCACGAAAGAGGAAGCUGAGCUUGAAUACACCAAGAUUCUCCCGACGUAUGACAGCUACUGCAGAUCCAAUGACAGGGACGCUGCACACUUACUCAUGAACGCCAUUGAUCCAGAUCUUCGAAAGGAAGUUGAACUAUUCCACAACACCACUGAUGGGUUAUUGUUGUAUGGUACUUUCUCCGUCGUCUCCUCUAUGACAACAACAUCGACCGCAAAUGCAACAUUGAGUUGGAGCUUCGGAAGGUUGCCGUCACAAGCUACCCACAACAGAAUGUCAACGCCAUCGUUGCCACCUUCCUCAACAUGGCAGAAGAACUUGACAAUAUGGAUGACUACAAUCACGACAACACCAUCAAGAUGCUUGACACUCUUUCCUAUGCCGGUGGUGGAACCGAUCCAAGCAAUUCCGACACCCUCUACUUCCACAGCCAAAUUAUGA
Molecule: messenger RNA, 873 nt
Organism: Cylindrotheca closterium
Lineage: Eukaryota; Bacillariophyta; Bacillariophyceae; Bacillariales; Bacillariaceae
Source: the annotation of a GenBank genome assembly